AUGUCCGCGACCUUGAAGGCUCUGGGCUGGGACCUCGACGCGGAUCCGGCGAGCACCUCAGGACCGAACCCGGACUGGCUCACGGAAGAGUCGCGCGAUGAGCUCGCGGAUCUCUUGGUCAAGGCUGACGGCCUGAUCAAGGAGCGACAGAACGAACUCGGCCUGACGGUGAAUACCCUGAAGAGCCUCUACGAUAAUAACGCCGCCCUCAAGACCCAGCACCGCGCGCUGCUUGCCCGCAUCCCCGCCAGCCCCAUACCCUCCCCCGGCCCGGAGUCGCGACCGGGCUCGCCAGCGUGGUUCGCGGACAAGCUGCCCCGCGCGAUGUCGGACGUCUUCGCUCGCGGCCCGAUGCGCCAUACGCGCAAGAUAUCCGUGUCGCAGUCCGAUCUGUCAUACCUCUCCGAGCAGAACGCGGAGCUGCUCGACAAGCUGAGCAAGCUUGAGGCGGAGUCGUCGCAAGCGGACCAGAAGGGUCGCCGGAUGCUGCAACGUCUGGAAGGAGAGAUCGCGCAGCUACGCGAGGAGCUCGACAAGGCGCAGGCGCGCAGUGUAGAGCUCGAAGAGCAGACCCGCACUUCCCCUCCCCGCGAGACGGUCGAAGAACGGAAGGAGCGCAUCAUGACGGCUCGGAAGAUGUCGAGUGCGCAACAUGAGCCUGAGCCGGUCGAGGAGGAAGUCAAAGACUUCGCACCUGGAGGCGCGUUAUGCAGCAACACGUCGUACACCACGCCGAAGAAGUCGAGGAGGGACGAAGAAGAGGAUGAUUUCCCAGAAGAGCAUGUUCGGUCCCCUUCCACGCAGUCACUCAUCUCCCAGUUGCUUGCGAAGAUCCAAGAGCUCGAAGACACGAACCAGCGUAUUGUCGAGCAGCAGCAUGAUACCAACAGCCGACUGCAAUCUGUACAGAGGGAGACGGAGAACAUUAGCAGACUCUACGAAUGUCUCAACGAUCCCAACAACGUGCAACUCGAACUGAUCGAGGAAGGCGGUGUCGAGCAGCCCACUGCACAGAAGGCGACCUCAGCGAAGGACACAAUCCGUUUCCAGAGCUUCCGCCGAACGCUGGAGCAGGAUGUUGCCAAACACCUUAGCGCGGAGAGCACUGCACCAUCUCAGAUCACCAAGACGCGCAAGUCUGUCAUGGGUCUCUUCGACUCGCCCUCUACCUCUCAAGUUGCGAACCGCUCUCAGAAUGACUCUUCCUCAUUGCGCCUCCCUCCGAUUCCCUUCCGUGCUCAUACCACCUCCUUCUCCGCCGACACCUCCUUCAGCCUGAGCCAUCCUGCUUCUCCUGCCCUUUCCGCGCUUAGCCUCGCUUCGCAUACUGGACAUGCCGCACACCCUAGCUUCAGUCAAGUCUUCAGCCAGCUGCCAACACCCUCGCACGAGCAGCACCCGACCUUGCAGGCCGAGCUCGGCGGCGAGGCGCUCGAUGGACAGUGGGGUUUGCAUGGAGAGUCGCAUCUGCGACGCUCGUCGCUCUAUAGCUUCAGCUCGAUAUCAGUGCCCCCAUCACCCUCGCCCAUGCCAGCCUCGUCCUCGCUCGCAUUCCCUCCUAUCACACGCUCACGAUCGCCCUCCCCUUCACCAGCACGUGCCGCUCCGCAGACGCCUAUCCGCCAGCCGAUGUUCUCCCUGGAACCGCCCACGCCGGACACCCCGCUGACUGCAAAUGGGGACCGCUUGGAAACCCCGCAAGCGCAGCGCUAUAGACGCAUGUCUCAAACGGUCCGCGCGCGCACGACGCGCUGGGUCGAGGGCCGCUUCCGCGACUCCCUGCUCGGUGAGACGACACCAGGGCGCAAGGACCUGGCAGAGGCGCUCGAGGCGAUGGCGGAGGGCUCCAUCACACCCGGUCCGAUGUCGCCCAUCGCACUGCCUGGACCCGUCCCCGAGGAAGAGGACGAGCAGACUCAGAGGCAUGUGCCGACGACGGCAGUGGAAAGGUCGCCGCAGAAGGGUGUCGCGAAUUCCAAGCAGAAGGGCGUGGUCAAGCUGGUCGUGGAGGCGUGGCUGUGGCUGCAGUUCCUGCUGAUCAUCCUGGUGUUCGUGUGGGCGAUGGCGAAGCGGGGACCCAAGGCCGUGCUGCGCGAGGCGGAGAGGAAGAGGAGGGCGGGUGCAUGA
Schizophyllum commune H4-8 is the source of this 2127-nucleotide messenger RNA. RefSeq lists its product as uncharacterized. The record is from RefSeq and is a predicted model, not a curated record. The coding region runs from base 1 to 2127 and encodes 708 amino acids. The transcript has 2 exons. Lineage: Eukaryota; Fungi; Basidiomycota; Agaricomycetes; Agaricales; Schizophyllaceae.